Alnus glutinosa is the source of this 1073-nucleotide messenger RNA. Its product is annotated as ethylene-responsive transcription factor ERF027-like. Gene Ontology annotation, biological process: regulation of DNA-templated transcription. The transcript has a single exon. The record is from RefSeq and is a predicted model, not a curated record. Lineage: Eukaryota; Viridiplantae; Streptophyta; Magnoliopsida; Fagales; Betulaceae. Gene Ontology annotation, molecular function: DNA-binding transcription factor activity; DNA binding. The coding region runs from base 64 to 741 and encodes 225 amino acids.
CUCGGGAUCUUGUAUGUACCCUUCUUAAUUUCAAUUUGCCUCAUUGUAUAUAUAUAUAUAUAUAUGGAUGAGCCCAAAAACUCAACUAAUAUGCACCAAUCAAACCAACCCCUUCAGCCACUAGUGCACCCAUUUGACCAAGUCCAACAUUCUCUGCAUUUUCAAACGUGUGAAACCCCCUCUGGCAAGCCACUUAAGUCUCCAAAGCCCACCAUGGCCUCAAGCUCUACCGGUAGACACCCAAUGUAUAGGGGAAUCCGGUGCCGGAGCGGCAAGUGGGUGUCCGAAAUCAGGGAGCCACGUAAGACCACGCGCAUAUGGCUCGGCACGUUCCCGACCGCGGAGAUGGCGGCUGCCGCCUAUGACGUGGCGGCGCGAGCACUAAAAGGCGAAGAUGCAGUGCUCAACUUCCCGGAAUGGGUUGGUUCGUACCCGGUUCCGGCCUCUGCGUCUCCCCAAGACAUCCGCAGUGCCGCCGCAGCCGCUGCAGCAUUGAAGAAGGCGGAUUCGAGUGGCAACCCGGCGCUCAGGCAGUCGCGGAACGACGAUAACGCUAUGCAUGAUGCUGGUUUGACAUCUUGGGGAGAGUUUGUGGAUGAGGAGGCCAUAUUCGGGAUGCCCAAUCUGCUAGUGAACAUGGCGGAAGGAAUGCUGGUGUCCCCGCCGAGAAUAAACUCAUCCGAUGAGUACUCGCCGGCGGGAGAUUCAGAUGGAGGAGAAACUUUAUGGAGCUAUAUUUGACAAUGCUCUCUAUAUUCAAUUAGUCAUCCAAGUAAAUGUACGAAAUUUUUGAAAGUAAAAAACAAAAAAAAAAGGAGUAGAUCGAAGAAAGUACAACAGCUAGGACAUGGACAUGGCAGCGUGUUACAUAUAUGUAUGUCUGUCAUCAAAUAUAAAAUAUGCAAAAUAAGAAUUGAUCCAUUGGAAAAUAUGAUCACACGUUGGAGUUUUUCGACGAAGGUAGUGACUUAGGUGUUGGCUUUGCUUUCUUUUUCUUAUGAGUGCAUGUACCAUACUGUGUUGGCGUCUUCUUUGUGAGAUUGAAUAGAUUAUGUUUGGAUGUCAUUGUUUUA